AUGACUCGUUUCAUUUUGUUUCUCGUUUUCCCUUCACUGAUCACAUGUGCAUUUUCUGGUUAUACUCCCUACACAUAUCCCGAUUCAAUGACACAAUCGGAACUCUGCGGGCAGACGAAACCAUCAUUCUUCUGUGAUCCUAAUAACAUAAUAGAAAGGAAAAUAAAGAUGAUCAACGAAACAGUAGAGAGUGAUGAUGAUAAUUUUAUGGAAAAAGAGCUACUGUAUAUUCGUGGUGAGACCAAUUGCUCAUGCACUCAACAGUCGCUAUGCUCUCCGUCACCCAGAGGUUACACAGUUUCAAUUGCAGUAGUGGAGAAGAUGCAUUUAGACCACAAUGAGACGUCACGCGAGCUGAUCCUCCAAGCUGCAAAGAUCUUUGCAGACGUGAUCCGAGAUCGUCAGAACCGGGGUCAAUGCGACGAUGACAUUCUCAUUUUCUUGUCUACCCGGGAUCAAGUUGUCUAUUCUUCAAUUGGUUCAGCAAUUCGAAUCGAUGAUUCUAUAAUUCGAAGCAUAUCUGAACAAGGAGAGAUUUUCUUCAAGAAAAUGCAAUAUCGAGAGGGUCUGGAGUGGAUGACGAAACAAUAUAAACAUGUGUUAAAGGAAGAAAGGAUUGAGAAACUAUGGAACUGGCCUCUUCCAGAGUGGGUAAUUCUUGCACUAGCAGGUCUUGUACUUGUUGUCCUUGCAACUUUAAUCUGCUCAAUCAUCUACAUGUGCAUUCGAUUAUGCCGAAAAGAUCGUCGUGACGAGUAUUCAAUGGUUGAUCAUUAAUUAAACUGUAUUUAAUUCUUCAUUUAUUUACUUCUUUUUGCAUUAUUUUCCUGAUCUUAAUUGUAUGGGUAAUUUUACAUUAAUAUUUGUAUAAUUUUAAAUUUAAAAUGAAAGUCAUCUCGCA
Caenorhabditis elegans is the source of this 901-nucleotide messenger RNA. It is a transcript of the gene R02D5.3, whose product is annotated as Ground-like domain-containing protein. The record is from RefSeq and is marked reviewed. The transcript is spliced from 3 exons. Lineage: Eukaryota; Metazoa; Nematoda; Chromadorea; Rhabditida; Rhabditidae. The coding region runs from base 1 to 777 and encodes 258 amino acids. Gene Ontology annotation, cellular component: acetylcholine-gated channel complex.